This is a messenger RNA of Lepisosteus oculatus (spotted gar), 2410 nucleotides long. It is a transcript of the gene stxbp3, whose product is annotated as syntaxin binding protein 3. Gene Ontology annotation, biological process: vesicle-mediated transport; neurotransmitter secretion; intracellular protein transport. Gene Ontology annotation, molecular function: syntaxin-1 binding. Gene Ontology annotation, cellular component: plasma membrane; secretory granule. NCBI's taxonomy places the organism in Eukaryota, Metazoa, Chordata, Actinopteri, Semionotiformes, Lepisosteidae. The record is from RefSeq and is a predicted model, not a curated record.
ACAUUGUACUGUGGUGACGUAACGGUGGCUUCCUGCAGAGAAACAAGAUGGCAACUGGCUCAGAACACGGGCUGAGAAACAUAGUUUGGCAAAGAAUAAAGGACACAGUGAUUGAAGAUUGCAGAAACUCUCGAGGAUGGAAGCUGUUAAUACUGGAUCAGUUCACCACCAAACUCCUAUCAUCAUGCUGCAAAAUGUCAGAUCUAACAUGUGAGAGAAUUACAAUUGUGGAAGACCUGUUUAAAAACAGAGAACCGGUGCCCGAAAUGAAGGCUGUCUAUUUUAUAUCUCCAGUAAAAAAGAGUGUUGAAGCGCUUUGCAGUGACUUCAAGAACAAACCAAAAUACAAAGCAGCACUGGUGUAUUUUACAGAUUAUUGUCCAGAUGAAUUGUUUAACAAAAUGAAGACUGACUGCGGAAAGUUAAUAAGAAUUUGUAAGGAAAUAAACAUUAACUUUUUGCCCAAAGAAUCACAAGUGUUUGUGCUUGACAAUUCGGCUGCCUUCAGAAGCAUUUACAGCAGCUCCAGUGAAGACAGACAGAGCACAUUGGAGGCAAUAGCUGAUCAGAUUGUAACAGUGUGCGCAACUUUGGAAGAAAACCCUGGUGUUAGAUAUAAGCGGGAACCUUUGGAUAAUACAAAGCUUCUUGCUGAACUGGUAGACACAAAACUUGCCAAACACUAUGAGAUGGAUGAAAAGUGCAAGAAGAAGGGAAAAACACAUGCACAGCUUUUGAUAAUUGAUCGUGGUUUUGACCCUGUAUCUCCAAUCCUUCAUGAGCUGACAUACCAAGCUAUGGCUUAUGAUGUGAUCCCUAUUGAAAAUGAUGUAUAUAAGUACCAGACAAAAGAAGGACCCACUUCAAAGGAAAAGGAGGCAUUUCUGAACGAGGAUGAUGAGCUGUGGGUCAAACUCCGACAUAUGCACAUAGCAGAAGUUGCUGAACAAAUCCCAAAGCAGCUGAAGGAAAUUUCUUCCAACAAGAAGCGACCGGAUGAGAAGAUUACAAUUAGUGGUUUGUCUCAGCUCAUGAAGAAAAUGCCUGGUUUCCGUAAACAAGUCGCACAGAAAACCAUCCAUUUGAAUUUAGCCGAAGACUGCAUGAACCACUUUCAACUGAGCGUUGAGAAGCUGUGUAAGGCAGAACAGGACCUGGCAAAUGGAUGUGACGCAGAGGGACAGAAGGUUAAGGAUCCAAUGAGAACUCUUCUUCCAGUUCUGCUGCAUUCUCAUUCCACUGAUGACAAGAUACGAGCUGUGCUGCUAUACAUCUUCAGCCUAAACGGGAUAACUGAGGAAAACCUUAAUAAACUGAUUCAACAUGUCAAAAUUGAGAAUGAAAGGGAAAUUAUUCUGAACUGGAAGGAUCUUGGAGUUCCGAUUAUCUCCACUCAAUCAUUCUUCCAGCAACGUAAGCCAACAAGAAGAGAUCGUUCUCAUGAAGAAAGAUACAAUCUUUCUCGAUGGACCCCUGUGAUUAAAGAUGUGAUGGAGGAUACUCUUGAAAACAAGUUAGACUCCAGGGAAUGGCCACACCAAUCUGAAUGCCCUUCGGCUUGGAAUGGAUCUGGAGCUGUAAGUGCUCGACAGAAGCACAAGCCAAGCAAUCCAGAUGACCGAAAGGGUGGCUCAAGACUUAUCAUCUUCAUAAUUGGAGGAGUUAGUUACUCGGAGAUGCGCUGUGCGUAUGAAGUGACCCAAGGAGUCAAGUCAUGUGAAGUUAUCAUUGGCUCAACUCACAUUGUGACACCCAAAAGCCUUCUGGAUGAUAUAAAGUUACUCAACAAGCGUCCUGUAGAACCCUUUAAAAUCAUCGACGAAAGCUGUAAUGCUUGAAAAUUAAGAUAUGUGAAAAAGAAGAAAAUAGUCUUGAAUGGGAAGAUUGAAGGGAUUCUUUUGUUUCUGUGGGUUUUUGUAUUUUUAAUUACAUCAUUGCUAUUAACAUGAAAAGGCUUGUCUCUUGAUAUUUUCAUAACCCUCAAAGUAUUUAUUCCAUGUUGGAAAGCAGUGAGGACUAAUUAGACUUGAAGAUUUAAAACGCUAUGUAUAAUUUAUAUAUUCAAACACUGCCUGUUGGUCUAAUAACCAUUUUAUAAUCUGCUGCUGGAUUUUCACUUUAAGGUAAAAGCCAUCAUAUUUUACCAUCUACCAAACAACUGACACGAGGCUUGGAUUAAAAAAUUAACAGUUGUUUCAACAGGCGCAGUCGCAAAUCCACUAAGAUUUAAAAGAAAUCCUAGCCAGAUUAUUGCUACAGUAUGUAAAGUAAAAGUUCAUUUUCUUACUAAUUUAAGUCAGAGGUAUAUUACACAUAAAUUAUGUUCCAUAAAUGAAUGUGGUUAAAACACUGUAACGAUUGCAUGUAUUAAGCAUUUUUAUCUAAAAUAAAAGUAUUAGUUAAUUAUUUU